Messenger RNA from Panicum hallii, 1374 nucleotides. Its product is annotated as MOB kinase activator-like 1A. The transcript has 7 exons. Bases 330 to 980 code for a protein of 216 amino acids. NCBI's taxonomy places the organism in Eukaryota, Viridiplantae, Streptophyta, Magnoliopsida, Poales, Poaceae. Gene Ontology annotation, molecular function: protein kinase activator activity. Gene Ontology annotation, cellular component: nucleus; cytoplasm. Gene Ontology annotation, biological process: positive regulation of protein phosphorylation; signal transduction. The record is from RefSeq and is a predicted model, not a curated record.
GCCCGCACCGCACCCGUCGCUCUCCGUCACCGCCAGCCUGGCUGCCUGCCCCUCUCCCUCUCUCCGUUUCUCUCUCUACUUCUCCCUCCCUCGCCGUCGACGGCGAUCGAUGGCCAUAUCCGUGUACGUAACCUGCCCCGGGUAUAUAUAUUACCCUCUGCCAGGGUCAGGGGGGAUUCAGAAAUCAUAACCGUGGAUCCAGCACAGGAUUUAUAAACCCUGCAACUCCUUUUCUUCGUCUUCGUCAGCUCAGCUCCGUCUGCUCGUCGGCAGCUGUCGCUCCCUCUCCGGCCGGCGGCGGCUCCUCACCCGGAGGGUCGGAGGAGAAGAUGAGCUUCUUCGCCCGCGGCAGCAGGAACCAGAGGACCUUCAGGCCCAAGAAGAGCGCGCCCUCAGGGAACAGGGGUAUGCAGCUGAAAAGGCACAUCGACGCCACUCUCGGCAGCGGCAACCUGCGCGAGGCGGUCCGCCUGCCCAUCGGGGAGGACCUCAACGAGUGGCUGGCUGUCAACACUGUUGACUUCUUCAACCAAGUAAACAUUCUGUACGGCACCCUGAUGGAGUUUUGCACGCCAGCUACCUGCCCGACCAUGUCAGCCGGACCAAAGUAUGAGUACAGAUGGGCUGAUGGAGUCAAGAUCAAGAGGCCUAUCGAGGUCUCUGCACCAAAGUACGUUGAGUACCUGAUGGAUUGGAUAGAAGCCCAGCUCGACGAUGAAAACAUAUUCCCUCAGAAGCUUGGGGCUCCUUUCCCUUCCAACUUCCGUGACGUCGUCAAGACGAUCUUCAAGCGUCUCUUCAGGGUGUAUGCGCACAUAUACCACUCGCACUUUCAGGUGAUUAUGAAGCUCCAGGAAGAGGCGCAUCUCAAUACUUGCUUCAAGCACUUCACGCUCUUCACAUUGGAAUUCCGGCUGAUCGACAGGGCAGAGCUGGCUCCUCUCAGCGAGUUGAUUGACCCCAUAAUACUUGGGUGCUAAACCAGGGAGAGCUUUGAUGAGGCCAAGUGUGCAUAGAAUCCUCCCCCCCCCCCCCCUUCUUUUUUGUCGUCUCUCCUGAUUAGUUUUGAUCAAUUCGGAUGGAACGUCUCCAUUUACAUUUUUAGACGCAUAGGCUAGCAGUUCGCAAGUCAGGUGUGUUCUGUAGCAGCCGCUGAUCGCAACAUAAUUAGUGAAAAUGGAGUGGUUUUUGAUCCGCAUCAGCAGGGUGUCUCGAUCGGUUAAUGUAUCUAUUGCUGGUGGCUGCUGCUAAACUGCAGUGGGCCUUCGUGGAUCAUGUAUAUAGUUUCAGACGACUGAUUCUGACCGUUGUUGGGCUAAUAACGGUUUGGGCCUGAGUUCUGCCCAAUUUUGGAUGACAGACAAGUUGUUUGGU